UAUAUGGUGGUGUGAAGUUGCCUUCAUGUUAUAAUAAAGUUGCCCAACCUGUAUCAAGACUCAUGAUAAACGUUAUCUUAAAGCCCAUGUCUUGUGGUGUCUUUUCGCCCUUUUGUAGUUCUGUACUUCUGUUAGGACGACGCCAUUUGCGAUUUGCGUACUGUGAGUAGUGAAUUGCCGUUGGCCCACGUCAUGACGACAACGCUCACUAGCACAUUUUAAGCUUUGUGGUACAAAACUAAAUUUUAUCGUAUUUCCACUCGUAUUUGUUGGUUGCCGCGUCUCCCCUGGUGUUGUCGCCUUAUCGUUUGUGUUUCGCUGGUGCUGGAUUUCUAAAAGAACCGUUCGCCAUGAGUCAAAUAAAUUUACACAGCGAAAAUUUUGACCUCUGCAGAAUUUGUUUGCUGAAACCAGAAGUGGACCGAAAUGUCAAAUUCUCAAUGAUUUUUCCAGAUGACGAUGGAAAUGAUUUCAAUUUGCACCGGAAAAUUGAAGAAAUGUUUGGAGAAAAAAUUGAAAAAGAAGAUAUUAAACCAAAAAUAAUCUGCGAAAAUUGUCUAAAUGAUAUUUCGAAAUGGGCAGCAAUGAAAAAGACAUAUUCUGAAUCGUCGAUCAUUCUUAAUUAUUUAGCAAAAUCAAAGCUUACUCCCCCUACAACAUCUAAUGCACCUCCUAAUUCAUCACUGAAUUCAAACAAUAAAGAAAAACCUACCAGAGUACAACCUGAAUCAAAGGAAACAGAAUUAUUACCUUUUGAAAAAAGAAACAGAAGAAACUUGCAAAAUAUUCGACUUCCAUCAUCAUAUAAACUUUUUACUUGUUUAAAACCUUCUUGCGAUCUCAUCUUCGAAAGCAUUUAUGCUUUUAAAUGUCAUUUUCGAAAACAUUUUGAAUGUGAGGAUAAUUUAAUGUGUUGGGCAUGUUGUAUUCCGUUUUCUAAUAUAAGUCAACUGAGAAAACAUCAACAGAGAAGUUGUCGUACUCCUAAUAAAUUUGAUUGUUAUAAAUGUUCUGAAAAAUUUGAUGAUCUUGAAGGUUUGAGUAUACAUAAAUUGACAUUCCAUAAAUCUCAAUUAGUAUCUUAUUCAUUUAAAAAUAGUGAAAACACUAUUGAGUGUGCAUUUUGUCAAAAAGAUAUUGUUAUUCAAGCCUUUAAAAAACAUUUGCACAAGUAUCAUUAAAAGACUGUUAAAAAUAUUGAACCUAAAAUUACCUAUAAUAUAAGGGUUACAGGGUCUUAUACAUUAUUAAAAAGAGCCUCACUCCGACUUGACUCCACAGUCAACUCAGGUAACACUGAUUUAAUUGAAAUAAAAGAAAUCAUACUUCAACUUAAAGACACAUUUCAAAAUUUUAAAGAAGAUACCUGCAUUAAUUUCAAUAACUUAAACGCCAAAUUUAAUGUAAUCGAUAAGAUUAUUACAGAAAACAAUAUUUUGAAAACACAUGUAAUCCAACUAGAAAACAAAAUUGAAUUCAUGGAAUGCCGCCAAAUAUCUAAUGAUAUUAUCAUUGAUGGAAUACCUGAAAAUAAAACAGACGAUUGCACUCAAUUAGUCCAACAAAUAUGUAAAGAAUUGAAUUCAAAUAUUAACGUGACAAUGAUAAAUGAUUGUCACAGAAUUGGUUUAAAUAACUACACUUAAAGCUCGCCAAAUAAAAAGAAAUUUUUCUACUAAGGACAUUGGUAUACAGCCUGAUAUGCCUAUUUACAUUAGAGAAAAUUUAACAACAAAAGGUAGCAAGCUAUUCAAAGAAGCAAGAGACCUCAAAAAAUCACUCCACUUUCAAUUCGUUUGGACAAAAAAUGGUCUGGUUUUCCUACGGAAAAACAAAACGGAUAAAAUCAUACGUGUUGACAAUGAGGAAGUAAUUUCGAAUUUAAAAUCACAGUAUGAUCAUUUAAACUCAACAAACCUAAAUUUGUAAAUAUAAAAUGUAUAUACUCAUUACUCUUAUACCUGAUUUCGAUUAUACUAAUUAUCAUACACAUAUAUUAUCUCGUCUUUAUACAAAUUUAAUAUUACAUUUCAACUUUAUACAUAUUAUUACCUUAUACAAUCAUUAUUUCUAUGUUAAAACUCUCACACACAUUCAUUAUCUUUAUUACUUUAUAAUUGCCUUUAUAGCCAUAUCUAAGGGCAGCGUAUUCAUAGCGAAGCCAUACGAAUCUCAGAAAAUGACUCAAUGUUUAUUUCUACAAAACAUUAUACAGACUUCAGCUCUCUAUUAUUACAAAAGAACUAUGUACCCAGCUCAUUUAUUAACACUUUAUCCU
Metopolophium dirhodum (rose-grain aphid) is the source of this 2278-nucleotide messenger RNA. RefSeq lists its product as uncharacterized. NCBI's taxonomy places the organism in Eukaryota, Metazoa, Arthropoda, Insecta, Hemiptera, Aphididae. The record is from RefSeq and is a predicted model, not a curated record. Gene Ontology annotation, molecular function: zinc ion binding. Bases 351 to 1181 code for a protein of 276 amino acids. Gene Ontology annotation, cellular component: nucleus. The transcript is spliced from 3 exons.